CUGGCGCUACGUGCAUCCUACGCAGCAGCAAAACCGACGAGGCAAUUAGCUUCAGACCAAAGAGAGUCGAGUCAACCGCAACAUCGCAACCAACAUCGCAACAAAGCUAAUAAACGACAAGGACUCAAGAACAAACCAACCCCUACCCUGCUCCUCUUGUGAUAGUUGGGUGCUCGCAUAACAAACCAAACAGAAGUGGUAGUAGUCGAAGUCGAGCUUUCCAUUGUAGGAGGUACAUCGUCUACGACAGCUCCACAACAAAAAGAGAACCUCUGAACCUUGCGCUUACACCGCGACAAGCAAGCAACAAGACCGUCCAAGGGACCAGAAGGCACAACAUCAUCACAUAUUUCGACCAUGGACAGCGAGAGUCAUAACCCAAGGAAGCGGAAGCGAGAAGCUGAAGUAUCGGCUGAAGCCGAAGCUCGCGCCCAUAGAGGCCACGCCGCCACCGUCUCCAGUCCACAUCAAGACAGGAGUGAAGAAGAAGGCGACAAGCUGGCGUAUGUACGUAGUGUGCUUGCUCAGUAUGUCGCGAUCUAUGGCGAUGAUACGAGCAGCAACGAAGAAGGCUGUACAGGCAACAACCGAGGCGGCGCUGUGGAAGAAGGAGGCAUGGGCAGCGUGAGCUCCAACAAUGAUGGGACCAGCCGUGUAUGUGGGAGCGACGAUGGGCGAGCAAGCUCUCCUUCGGGGAAGAACAACGAGGCGGGAGAAAGCGCCAAGACAGAUGAAGGGGACCAGACACCGGAGCCCAAAGAGAAAGGCCGAGGUCCAGUAAAAGCGAGGAGCGGACGGGUGGUGAACACGGGACCGCACAAGUUGUCUUUCGGAUCUGUAACAGGCAGUGAUGCAACCUCGUCAAACCAGAAGACGUGUGAAGCAGUAUCAUCACCAUCGUCAGGAUCCAGAGAACCAAGACCUGCGCAAAACGCUGUAUCGACAAUCACCAGCAGCAGCCUCGCUUCGUCCACCAAUACUGAAGGAAUAUCAAGCAGCAACAGCGGGAGUGGAAGUGGUAAUGAUGGUACCGGCAGUACUACAAGCAGCAGCAACAAUAGCCGGGACGUGGGGCAACACCGAAAGACCGUGUCCUUGUACUCGGGAGACGGAUCCAGUCAAGGAGAUGUACAGCACAAGAAACACACGGAGACAUCUGCCAAGAAGCCCUCGCGACCCUCGGAGCCCCCAGAUGGCGAAGAGGAUAGAAGGGAUCCGGCCAAAUCGCAAAAGGACAAAGAGUCCUCCAAGGCAAAGGCUGAGUCAUCCACAGACAAACCUCAACAGCGGCCUCAGUCAAAGAACGCUGACGAAGAGGACGAUGGAGCGAGCAGCACUAGCGGGUCGGAAGAUGGCAAGCAGGACAAACAAAAUGCCGAGGCACAGCGAGACCCAAAAGGGGACAAAGAUACAACAAAGUCCUCUCGCGAUGCAAGGCAGAAGGAGCAGACAAAGAAGACAGCCCAGCAAGAGAACAAGAAGGCGGAGGAGAACCGUGUAACUUCCUCAUCAGAACGUUCUUCGCAGCAGCAGUCCACAAGCGAACGCCGUCAGUGUCCAGACGCCACUGCAAGUUCUUCCAACAAUGGUCCCUCAAGUAAGAAUGAAAAUGAAGGCUCUUCCAUUGGAAGGGAUGAUGGUCGAGGAGGGGAAGCCAAAGGUGCUGCAAAUGAAGCGCAAAAAGACGAAGGCGUCAUGAGACCGGCGGGUGCUUCUGGCUGGACCAAUGGUGGCGGGGAAUUCAGCGCACUGUCAUCCUCCAAUGACGGGAGCAGUGACGAUCGACCGUCUAACAAGAGUGAACAGGAUGCCGACGAUAGCAACUCGAGUACUGGGGGAUCAUCAGGUGGGAACAAGGACAAGAAGCCCAAAGCCAAGCCGGCGGCAAAGGCUGCCCCCCAUCAUACGAAGACUGCCCAACAUCACACCAAGCCCGCUGCCGCGAAGAGCUCCCCCAAAGCCGAUGGCAAAGUUGCUGCGGGAGAUGAUCAAGUGGCUGACGACGUUGAAACUAGCAGCUUGAAUAACCCUGCCGCUGCAAGUAGCGCACGGGCUGCUAUUAGCGCCCGAGCUGCUAUUAGCGCUACGGGAAAACCACCCGAGAAGAUUACCGUGCACUACACUAGUCACCACCACGAGGCCGAGGUUGCUUCCGUCGCGACGGCUCCUUCUGCUGCUAGCGUGCACUCCAAGAUAAGUCAGUCCUCGGCAUCUAUGCCACCCGCAAAGGCACAGUUUGCAGCAAAGAAGAAGAAAAAGAUCAAGGUAGCUCGAAAGCCACCUCCAACUACCACUAUCCCUGCUUCUCCUGCCCUGUUGGCUGCAGCAGCUCGUGCCCCGAAGCAGUCCAAGGUACCUUUCUUUGCGGAGGAACCAAUACCUCCCAACGAGACCAAAGAAGAAAAGAAACGGAGAAUGAACCGCAUUACUGCCAAGAAGAAGCGCGCCAGACAAAAGAUCGAAAUAGAAGUCCUCAACGAGCAAUGCACCGAGUUGACCUCUCUUAACCAGACUCUCAAGGCAGAUAACAUGCACUUGGAAAAUGCCCUCGAAAGGGUCAACCGACUUAUUGCCCAAAGUGGGAUCGAGCCUGUCGAACCUGGAUCUCAGCCACCGCAGCCGAUAGGCCCAACAGCCCCCGCUCCCGCUCCGAUUGCAUCCGCACCACAGAGUGUUGCACCGUUGUCGACGAAUGUUGCCACCAACACUCCCCAGGCACCUCCCCAACUUCAGGCGACCACGUCUGUUGCGGCAAAUGCACCUCAGCCGCAGCAACAGCAAGGCUUUACUGUUCAGCAACCACCACCUCAUCAGACCGGUGCCGCGAACAGCAAUUCUCAGCAGGGUCUUGCAGUUGGCGAUGGAGGCAGCAACGCUUUGGCGCAGCUUGUUGCAAGUGGAAAUGGCAACAUGUUGCAGCAGCUACAACAGCUCCUUGCAAGUAGUGGCACGGAUGGAAUCAAUGCUGUACAACAUCUUCUUGCUGGCGGUGGGCCAGUGGCCAACCAGUUGCGACAGCUUAUCCAAGGUAGUCCGUUGGGCGCGGCCAACAACCCAGGAGGGCAAGGCGGUACUGGUACAGCCCAGCAGCCACCACAACAUCAGCAGUUCAAUCAAGCCCAGUCCUCUCAGCCUGCCGCUCAAGCCCAACAGCGGACCAUUUUGAGUUCGCAGCAGCCCGUCGUGCCAUCCCAGCCGCAACCGCAGCAACAUCCGUCAUCACAGAGAGGGAGUUCACAACAUCAGUAUCAACAGCCCCAGCAACAAUUACACCAGUCUUCAUCGCAGCAAGCAUAUGCACAGCCUCAGUAUCAGCAGCCACCCCAACCGCAACAGCAGCCUUCAUCACAGGGACUCAAUGCACAAGCUCAGUAUCAGCAGCAACAUCAGCAGCGGACCGACCAACAACAAGUACAGCAGUCUUCAUCACAUCAAGCGUAUGCCCAGUCCCAGCAUCAGCCUUCUCAGACACUGCCACAGCAACAUUCAUCAGCACGGCCAACAAGUGCACAAACUCAGUAUCAGCAGCAGCAGCAGCAAACGCCUUCGGUGCAACAGCAAAUGAAUGUCCAGCCUCAGUACGAGCAGCAGCAGCAACAAAUCCAGUCUCAACAGGUUGGAGCUGCUCAGCAAGCAAGCGUACAGCUGCAAUCGCAGCAACCACAGAUCGCACAGUCGCAAGCUCAACCAGGGUUUCCGCCUCUCGGUGCAAAUAAUGCUGCUCAUCCAUUAGGAGCCUUGGCAACACAGAUUCAAGGACUCCUGAAUUCUGGGUACUUGAACCAGGAACAGGGACAGCAAUUGUUGAUGGCUGCCAUGACCUGUCAAGGCGGGGUAUCGGCUAUGGCUAUGGGCAAUCUCGGUGGUAACGUCGUUGCCAGUGCAGCUGGUGUCGGCGGGAGCGGCAAUCAGAAUGCCAACGUCCUGAGCAGCAGUUUUCAGGCGCAACAGAGCCAACCUGCUUUCCAGCAAGCACACAUGCCGCAACAGCAGCCACAGUUUGCUAACUCUGCCGUUGUCAGCAUGCAAGGCUCCUCCAUCCCGGCCCAACAGCAAUACAUGAACAAUGGCGCUGGCACCGCCAAUGGCACCAACAUGGCAAGCCAAGCGCAGCAGUUCUUGACUGGCAACAGCCAGCUGGCUCAGCAAGCCCAACAGUUGCUCCUUUCCGGUGGUAUGGUCAAUCAAGGCAUGGGGAAUCCUGGUCCGGGUGGUCCGACGGCUGCAAACGUCAACUUGAGCAGCCAAGCACAGAGUUUGGCGGAUCAAAUCGUGCGAGCGCCGGUGCCACCAACGUGGCACAACUCUUGCAGAGCUUGGGCAGUCCGCAGCAGCCUCCACCGCCUCGCCCUCCGUAAUUCGUCCUUUACGGGCAACAACACAAGAUUUCUCUGCAAGGCGAAACUACGGGUGGUUGCUGUCCUCAACCUUGCUUGAAGGCGCCGCGCAUUUAGCCAUCAAUAUAUAUAUAUAUAUUUAUUAGAUCUGGAUGCCGAAGUGCAUCUAACUCGCAAGCUGAUUGCACCAU
This is a messenger RNA of Seminavis robusta, 4528 nucleotides long. The record is from the annotation of a GenBank genome assembly. NCBI's taxonomy places the organism in Eukaryota, Bacillariophyta, Bacillariophyceae, Naviculales, Naviculaceae.